CCGCGCUCUGCUGACGAGAGGAGGGGGUUUGGGGAAGGGGGUGAGAGGAGAGAGGUGACGUUUCGUCUGGUGUCGUGAGGUUCGUUCAUAUACAGGCACAAGGCGCACACUGACAUCGUAUCAGCCCGUCGCCCUCUUUUUCUUCAUCCACUCGUUCCCUUCUUCUUUUUGGCGUAUCGCCAAACUCAUGUUAGUGACUUCUUUUUCCUCCCAAAAUCGGUUUAAUCGCGCUCGCUCUAUUGCGGAUCGAAUAGGAUAAUCAUUAAUCGAAAACCUGACAGACUUCUGCCAUCCAUCGAAUAGAAACGGGAGCCACGAUGUGCAGCUUCCACUUCCUCCUCAGCUUCGCCCUCUUCCUUUCCCUAGCUCUCAGCGCAAGCGACGCCGUCGCUGCGGCACACCAUAUCGACCGUCGUCAGGUUCAUCUCGGAGCGCGACAGACUCCGGGCCAGGAAGAGACCAGAACCAGAGGUACUUGUACGCAGAUGAGCAACAAAUGUAACUUGACAGGACGAGAUGCUCAGGUCUGCCCGGCGGACUACAACAGAUGUCCCUUCGACGGUGCAUCGUGUGUUCUAAUUGAGCCAAAAGGGGACUCCAGCCGCAAGCCUGAGGUGCGCUGCGGCUAUCUGGGCAGUACACGUUCGUGA
This is a messenger RNA of Colletotrichum scovillei, 650 nucleotides long. RefSeq lists its product as uncharacterized. NCBI's taxonomy places the organism in Eukaryota, Fungi, Ascomycota, Sordariomycetes, Glomerellales, Glomerellaceae. The coding region runs from base 318 to 650 and encodes 110 amino acids. The record is from RefSeq and is a predicted model, not a curated record. The transcript has 3 exons.